Hibiscus syriacus is the source of this 730-nucleotide messenger RNA. RefSeq lists its product as uncharacterized. Gene Ontology annotation, biological process: positive regulation of proteasomal ubiquitin-dependent protein catabolic process. Lineage: Eukaryota; Viridiplantae; Streptophyta; Magnoliopsida; Malvales; Malvaceae. Gene Ontology annotation, cellular component: Cul4-RING E3 ubiquitin ligase complex. The transcript is spliced from 6 exons. The record is from RefSeq and is a predicted model, not a curated record. The coding region runs from base 81 to 596 and encodes 171 amino acids.
UACUUAUUUCAACUUGAUAUUUUUUUAAAAAAGUUUUCAACUUGAAAAAAAAAUUGGGGCGAGGGUUAUUGUAAAGGCCAAUGGAGGGCUCCUCUUCUCAACACUUACAUUUUGAUAAACCGUCUUCCGGCGCUUCCAAGUUCCUCUUCAAUCUCCCCUCUUGCGGCCACCUCUCCUCCACCGUCAUCUCCUCCAAUCUGGGGGGGAUGCGAGUUUAUAUUUGUGAGAACGACACUUCUCCACCAGAGAGCCAGCUCAUAAAGACAAACCAGCAGAACAUACUUAUUAGAUCACUCACGCUUAAUGAUAAGAAUGGUGAUUCUUGUUCAAAGGUUAUGAAAGCUGCAGCUGAGGGUCCUAGAAAGAGGGCUGCUGAAAGAGUCAUGGAUAGCAGGAUUUCUGCAAAGAAAGCCAAUACACGAGGUACUCCUCAAUCAGAGGGAUCAAGCAGUCGUGCAGCUGAGGAGUACCAUAGUUUAACCGUAGAGAGACUCCGUGCCCUUCUGAGGGAAAGAGGACUCUCUCCCAAGGGGAAGAAGGACGAACUGAUUGCUCGUUUGAAAUGUGUCAAUAGUUCAUCUCAGAAGACGGGCUGAUGCUGCAGCACUCGCAAUGUAUACGCACGCAGAGGUAAGAGAAGUAGGUGCUCAUGUUGUCUUUUGAUGUAAUUUUGGAAAGUGAUCCCCAAAAGAUGGAAUUUACUUAAGAUUAGUGUUUUCUGAAAAAAUAA